GCACGAACUAGGAAUCAUGGCAGCUCCCAUUCAAAUCGAAUGAAACGGAAACAAUUAUCAAAUUUCUUCUGAUUUUAGCAGGAUUGGCCUAUCCACCAAAACAACUGUUGCAGACAGUGAGAUGUCACAAGGAGCAAGGUGCAUGAAUAUUUGAAUGGCAUGCCUGUCUUGCGCUCUUGCUUAGUAACAUUACCAAAAUGGCGAUGUGUGAUAGCUAGAGUUAGUUCUCAGAGAUUAUAUGGGGGAUGACAUGGAAACUAGAAGAGGUAAUUUAGAUAUUGAUUUGGAGAGUGGGGGGAUGAUAGGUGAUGGUAGGGGAAGUGAAAUCUUGAAUCUGAGUGAUGAUAAUCCCGGCAUAUUUUUGCACAGAGCUUGGAAUUCUUUGCCGGUAGAGCAUUUGAAAAAUGGAUCAAUUUCAGGUGAAGAAGGUGGCCAUUCAUAUGGGCAGAUUUUGUGUGAUAAUUCUGUUAAGAAUGCAGAAUUAACAGAUAUUCAUUCGAGCAAAGUGAAGGACAGUAAAAGAAAUCCUAAAGGGAAGAAAGCAGCUAAAGAGAAAUUUAAAAAGCCAAAGCCUUCAAAACCACCCAGACCUCCCAAAAGUCCCUCAUUGGAUGCUGCUGACAUCAAACUCAUCAAAGAAAUUUCUGAGAUGACAUUACGAAAGCAUAAAAGCUUGGAACGCCUAAGCCUAUUGAGGAAAAUAAACAAAGAGGGAAAAUCAUCAGCUAAAGCUAACGUCUUGGCAAUGGGAAUUACAGUUCUGUUCUUCUUUGUUAUAAUAUUUCAUGGCCUUCUGAGCUCCAAUAGAUGAUCUACCCUGCAAGUUGUUCCUGAAGUAGCACCGCAGAUGAAAGUGAACGCUUUGACUGGUUAGAGUCAGUUUGGCAGCCAUCUCUAUCUUCAACUUAUUGACCUGAAACCAAUUUUGCAGAAUACUUCCUUUGGGAAAAUUCGGCAGAUUCUACC
Molecule: messenger RNA, 966 nt
Organism: Cuscuta epithymum
Lineage: Eukaryota; Viridiplantae; Streptophyta; Magnoliopsida; Solanales; Convolvulaceae
Source: the annotation of a GenBank genome assembly